GGAGGAGGGACGGAAUGCGAGAGAGCGAGAGAGAGAGAGAACUCGCAGGGCAGCUCGCAGGGAGAGAGAGAGAGAGAGAGAGAGAGAGACAAAAGGCACCGACAUUCCCACGCAACCAUCCCACCCAGCAACCAACCACCUUCAGACCCACCAUACAAUAGACAACCCCAGGCAGAACCCCAGGAACGACAAAGCAACGUCAAAAGUUGCACCUACUACCCGCUCCCACACCAAACAACAUCCGAAAUAUGGACUCCACCCUCUCCCCCGGCCCCCCAGGCGCACUCUCCAAACGCCCAACCGACCUCCACUCCACCCGCCGCUCCUCAGCCGCCGCCCUCGCCAAGCUCGACUCCAUCACUACCGACCUCGGCAAAACCUCCGACUGGGCCGCUGGUCUCAUGGUCGCCGCCGACUCCUCCGCGGCGCUAACAUCUUCGUCGCUCGGGGGCAGCAGCACGCAAAUCCGCGCAUUGCUCGACCACGCCAAGGAUAUUGUCCUGCAACUCCGCACGGUUAUGGAGGAAGACAGCGAAAUCACCCUCCUCGAAGACGACGGCCGCACGCCCUCCUACGAUACAUUGGUCACCAAACUGUCCGAUGCGUUCCGUCAGCAAAAAGGGAUCAACAAGAUGAACGCCAAGCUCAUCUCUGUGAAUUAUCUUGUGAACCUGGCGAAUUUCUCCCGAAAUCGGCAACUGCAACAGGCUGUGGCGCAGGGACAGAAACAGGUGUUGGAGCUGCAGCGCACCGUGGCGUCAUUGGAGGAUGGGGUGGAUUUGUUGACGGUGGAGGCCGAUGUGCAGAGGCAGACGGUGGGGAGGUUGAAGUGUGCGUUGGAUAGCACGCGGAGUUUGUUGGAGAGUACUAUCGUUGAGUACCGACAUGAGAUGGGACGCCAACAAGAGGUUCUUCGCAAACAAUCAUCCGCAAUAGGGCAACUCUACAAAUCCCGCUUCAACCAAGACUUCAUCCUCGACUCGGGCAUCUUCCUCCUCUGCAUCUGGAUCUCCAACACAACCCUCGUGCAAAUGCCCCUAAAAGCCGGCGUAGAAGUCCUCCUCCAACAACUUCGCUUCUGGUUCCCGUCCCUGCCCUCCUCUGCAUCCCUCACCUCCUCCUCCUCCACCUCUUCACUAUCAUCGUUGACGUCGUCCCACUCGUCGUAUUCCCCACCACCACCAUCACGAACCCUCCAAAUCGCGUCAAAGCACCGCAUAUGGACCCACCAAGCCGCCAAAUUAGCCCUCAUCUUCUUCCUCGUCCGCAAACUCCGCAAGGGUGCCGAACAGUAUGGGAUCCAUAACCGCGUCGGUGCAACCUACCCUUACCUCACAUCUGUGGGCGGGAUGUUGUGGGGCAGGGUGGCGAGGGGGUUGGGGCUGGGUGUGAAUGUCCCGCAUCAGCAGCAGCAGGAGAUCGGGUGGAGGGUAGGUGGGAUGGGAGGGGGGACGCAGACGGUGGCGGUCGUGCCUCCGGUCAAGGAGGCGAGCGGGAGUGGGAUGGCGAGGACGGCGAGGACGACGCCUGCGAGGAGGGAUCGUGGGGCGGCGGCGGCUGUGACGGUGGGGGAUAAGUAACAGCAGAGAAAUGAGAAGAAAUCCUAGGCUUGAAAACCAGCCUUCUCUCUCUGGUCCAUCCUACAUUCUUUUUUGGAAGGGGGCGCUAUUCUCGGUCGUCGCUUAUUUUUUGGGGAAGGGAAAAUUUGAGAGAGGAAUGCGGGCUAUUUGCGCAUGCCGCACACAAUCGUUUGUAUCCAGAUAUAUCACUGUUGUAAUGUUUAUGUCAUCGGUGUCUUGGCAAGGCAUGUACUGUACAUAUGCAUGUUUCAUCGGAGUUGGGAGGGAAUUCUGAAAAUGUGGCAAGAAGCGGCUGAUGAGCGGCCGAACGGACGCGACGAGGCAAAAUCAUUUUUGGCAACAUGUCAUACAUGUUUUGCGAGA
This is a messenger RNA of Fimicolochytrium jonesii, 1943 nucleotides long. RefSeq lists its product as uncharacterized. The transcript has 2 exons. The record is from RefSeq and is a predicted model, not a curated record. Lineage: Eukaryota; Fungi; Chytridiomycota; Chytridiomycetes; Spizellomycetales; Powellomycetaceae. The coding region runs from base 249 to 1580 and encodes 443 amino acids.